This is a messenger RNA of Astrephomene gubernaculifera, 1621 nucleotides long. The record is from the annotation of a GenBank genome assembly. NCBI's taxonomy places the organism in Eukaryota, Viridiplantae, Chlorophyta, Chlorophyceae, Chlamydomonadales, Astrephomenaceae.
CUCUGUUACUUCAAUCCGAACUUUCCUAGCUAAGUAACCAAUAGCUCGUUAGCAAGCGGCGUUUGAUAAGCUUCUGAGGUGUCUUCGCUUCCCUAGGCUCAACACGCGGAUUAACUAGUUUACUGAACACCCGAGACAUUGUUUUACUGCAUGAAAGCAUGAGUCUAGGUGUGGUUGCGCGGGAGGCGGCUAGCGUCCCAUCAACCAGCGGCAGAGUUGCGUUGGCGGAGAUGCUUGGGAGAGCGGCUCCGGUCCUCUCUUCAGCCUUUUCUCGGAGCUAUGCGUCCCUUGUGGGCUCCGGGUUCCCCAGCCCCCGUCCCGAUGUUGCCUUGCACCUGAGCACUCCACACGGUGGCCAUAUCAAUCGGAUGAUCAAUACGGCUGAGAGCAUUCUGGAGCUCGAUGGCAUAUUGUAUCGGUUCAGGAAGCGGCUCCGGCCAGCAAACAUAGGUGCAGCAUCGAUGAAGCUUGAGCACCUGCACAGGUACGAGCGCGCCUCCCCCUAUGCGCUUAAGGUGCAGCGGGUGGCGGCGGAGCUGCAGAAGUACGUGGAGACGUUCGCGGACCGCCUGGCGCUCACACAGGUCGCCAACGUGGUUCGCGGCAUGAGCAGCGUCAGCCACCGCCUGCCGCCCGAGCUGCUGGUGCGGCUGGCGGCGGGGGUGGUGGCGGACGGGGGCGCGGCGCUGCGGUAUGCGCCCGACGUGGACCUGCGGGACCUGUGCUACGGGUUCUCCGGACAGGGCUACGCCAACCCGCUGUUCUGGUCGCGUGUCUCCUCCGCGGUGCUGCCCCGCCUGCCCUCCCUGGACCCCAACACCCUGCCCGCAAUCAUUGAGGCGCUCCAACACACCCAGCAGCUGCCCAUCCCCACCUCCACCCCCACCUCCUCCUCGGAGGCUGCUCCGGCCGCCGCCUCCCCCCAGCUGGCCCUAGCCCGCGACGCUUUGCGGCUGCUGGCCUCCCCCGCCUCCCUGGAGCGCCUGCAGCCCGCCCGCCUGGCGGACGCCGCGCAUCUGCUGCGCCGCCUGGGGCCGCAGCUGGGUCUCAUGCAGCAGCCGGGCGGCGGCCCCGACCCCGCACUGCUGGCAGCGCUGCAGGCUGCCACCCUGCGCUGCCUGCCUGCCCUGGCGCCCGGGCCACUCACCGGGAUACUGAGCAGCCUACUGGGGCUGCACGGCUUGGCGGCGGGCCAACAGCAGCAGCCGCAGCUGCCGGCCGAGCUGCUGGUGGCGGCGGAGGCGCACCUGCGUGCCGCGGUUCCUCGCAUGGAGCUGCUGCAUGUGAAGCAGGCGGUGCAGGUGCUGGCGCCCAGUGCGGGAGGGGCGGGGGCGGUGGCGCUGGGGCCGCUGCUGGAGCUGCUGGCGAGGAGGGCGGUGCAGCUGCUGCCGGCGGCUGGCGAGGAGGGCGCUGCAGGGGCGGGUGGCAGCAGCCUGGCUCGGCUGCCCCGCGGUGGGAAGGAUGCAGGGGCGGUGCUGGCGGCGGCGGUGGGGCCGCAGAUGAGCGCGAUGACGCCGGGUGUGUUGGAGGGGCUGAUGAAGGCGUAUGCUGCGGCGGCGGCGACUGCGGGCGGGGUGCAGGGCGGUGCGGGGCUGGUGGCGCUCGUGGAGCGGGUGGUGGC